AUGAUGGUAUCGGCGUCUCCGUCGUUGAUAGCGAGGAGCUCGUUAGAGGAAAUGUUGGAUUCGCUUCGGCGAAGAGAUGAGGGCGAGAAGCCAAAGGAAUUGCCGCCGGCAUUGCCAGCUCGGCCCACUUCCAAGGCACGGCUGCCGUCAGCGCGCCGGUCUUUGCCCAACAACUUCAAGGUCGAAGACGCAGAGGGGUCGCCAGAGUGUUUGUCUAGUCUGAACAAGAGGAAAGAGAGAGAUUCAGGGUUCAAGGCAGGUCAUUUUGGUGUCAAGAGGAUGGAUAAAGAUCAGAAUGUUGAGUCUCCGUACGAUGGAGCACCGGAGGAGUGUCAAAUUCGGCCAGAGAAGAUUGGAAAGUCGGAUUGGGAUGACAACAUUGGUUAUUUCAUCAAUAAGAAACUUCAUGUUUGGUGUCGGCUACGCAGUGGGCUGUGGGAGUUAGGAACAAUACAGUCAACUUCAGGGGACGAGGCAAUUGUUUCGCUUUCUGAUGGAAAUGUAAUCAAGGUGUGCAGAGUUGAGCUCUUACCUGCAAACCCAGAUGUUCUGGAAGGCGUGGAUGAUCUUAUGCAGCUUAGUUAUUUGAAUGAGCCUUCCGUUCUUUACAAUCUUCAAAGUAGAUAUUCUCAGGACGUGAUUUAUAGCAAAGCAGGGCCAGUUUUGAUUGCAAUCAAUCCUUUCAAAGAUGUCCAAAUUUAUGGAGAUGAUUUUGUCACAGCUUACAGGCAGAAACUAGCAGACAAACCUCAUGUUUAUGCCAUAGCAGAUAGUGCUUAUAAUGAGAUGAUAAGAGAUGAUGUAAAUCAGUCCAUAAUCAUAAGUGGGGAAAGUGGAGCUGGGAAAACUGAGACAGCAAAAAUUGCAAUGCAAUACUUGGCUGCUCUUGGUGGUGGCAGUUGUGGCAUAGAGCAUGCAAUCCUUCAGACCAGCUGUAUACUGGAGGCGUUUGGAAAUGCCAAAACAUCCAGAAAUGACAAUGCCAGCCGAUUUGGGAAGUUGAUUGAAAUUCAUUUUAGCACACUGGGAAAAAUAUGUGGUGCCGAAAUCGAAACAUUUUUUUUGGAUAAGUCAAGAGUCGCUCGAUUGGAAGAUGGUGAGAGGUCGUACCAUAUCUUUUAUCAACUCUGUGCUGGCGCUCCAUCAAUGCUUAAAGAGAAGCUAAAACUUAAAAGGGCUAGUGAGUACAAGUAUCUUAAUCAGAGUAAUUGCUUGGCAAUUGAUGGUGUAGAUGAUGCAGAGAAGUUUCAUAUGCUUAUGGAAGCACUAGACAUUGUUCGAGUUUCUAAGAAAGAUCAAGAACAUGUUUUUUCAAUGCUGGCUGCAGUAUUAUGGCUGGGAAACAUAUCAUUUCAAGCAACUGAGAAUGAAAAUCAUGUGGAAGUGUUGGCUGAUGAAGCUUUAACCAAUGCUGCCAUGCUGAUGGGUUGUAGUUCCCAGGAUCUGAUGCUAGCUUUAUCCAUCCAUGAAAUCCAUGGUGCCAAUGCUAGUAUUGACAAAAGAUUGACAUUGCAACAGGCAAUUGAUGCAAGGGAUGCAUGGGCAAAAUUUAUCUAUGCGAGCUUGUUUGACUGGCUUGUAGAACAAAUUAACAAGUCACUUGCAGUGGGAAAAUGCCAUUCUGGGAGAUCCAUCAGUAUACUUGAUAUUUACGGGUUUGAGUCAUUUCAGAAGAACAGCUUUGAACAAAUGUGCAUUAAUUAUGCAAAUGAGAGGCUGCAACAACAUUUCAACCGGCAUUUAUUUAAGCUUGAGCAGGAGGAGUAUGAACUGGAUGGGAUUGAUUGGACUAAAGUGGAUUUUGAAGACAACCAAGAGUGCUUGAAUCUCUUUGAGAAGAGACCUUUAGGGCUACUAUCUUUGUUGGAUGUGGAGUCAAACUUCUCCAAGGCAAAUGAUUUGACUCUUGCUGAUAAAUUUAAGCAACACUUGAAUGCUAAUUCUUGCUUUAAAGCAGAAAGAGGCAGAGCUUUCAGUAUUCGUCAUCAUGCUGGAGAGGUUCUAUAUGACACAAGUGGCUUCCUCGAAAAGAACAGAGAUCCUUUGCCCUCAGUUUCCAUCCAACUCCUAUCAUCAUGCAGUUGCCAACUUCUGCAGUUGUUUGCCUCCAAAGUGGUUAAGCAGUUCCAGAAACCUGAAAAUACUUCGUGCCAGAUAAAUUCAUUGGAUCCUCCAAAACCAAGCACUGGUAUUAAGUUCAAGGCUCAAUUAUUUAAACUAAUGCACCAUUUGGAGGGCAGCAGACCUCACUUCAUUCGCUGCAUAAAGCCAAACAGUAAGCAGCUUCCCGGUGUGUACGAAGUAGACCUUGUUUUACAACAACUUAGGUGUUGUGGAAUUUUGGAGGUUGUCAGGAUAACACGAUCUGGAUAUCCUACUAGAAUGACACAUCAAGAGUUUGCAGGAAGGUAUGGUUUUCUACUUUUGGGGGCUGGCGUACCUCAGGAUCCAUUAAGUCUAUCCAUUGCUGUUCUAAAACAAUUCAAUGUCCUUCCUGAAAUGUAUCAAAUUGGCUAUACAAAAGUGUAUCUUCGAACAGGGCAGAUUGCUUUAUUGGAGGAUAAGAGAAAGCAAGUUCUGCAAGGAAUAAUUGGUAUUCAAAAAUACUUCCGUGGUAAUCAGGCUCGUCACCAUUUCCAUCAACUUAAGGAAGAUGUUCUUGGUGAAAAAGCUGGAAGGAGAGCUGGUGCACGUGAAACUCUUGAUGACCCGCAAAACUCAAAGAAGUUACAUCCUGAGAAUGCGAAAUUUAAACAAAAGGCUGGCAGGAAGAAUUCAGAAGUGAAGGAUUUGCCAUCAGAUUUGGCAGAGCUUCAAAGGCGGGUGCUUCAGGCUGAAGCAACUCUGGAGCGAAAGGAAGAGGAAAAUGCUGAAUUGCAGGGGCAACUACGACAGUUUGAGACAAGAUGGUCAGAAUAUGAUGCAAAGAUGAAAUCUAUGCAGGACGUGUGGCAAAAGCAGAUGGCGUCUUUACAAACGAGUCUUGCUGCAGCCCGAAAGAGUCUUGCUUCUGACAGUACUGCUGGUCAACCUGGAAGACUAGUUGUUGCUUCAUCACCUCGCUAUGAUUCUGAAGAAGCCUUGUCCAUGGGAUCUCGAACUCCUGGUGCAAGCACACCCAUCAAUGGAGGAGGGCGUGAGACUAACGGUACUUUGCAUGCAGUCAGCAAUCUGAUGAAGGAAUUUGAGCAGCGGAAACAGCAUUUUGAUGAUGAUGCGAAAGCUCUAGUGGAGGUAAAACCUGGGCAUUCAGGUGUAAAUAUGAAUCCUGAGGAAGAGCUACGAAAACUUAAACACCGAUUUGAGUCAUGGAAGAAAGAGUACAAGGCAAGAUUACGGGAGACAAAGACAAAGGUUCAUAAACUUUGGCAUUCAGAAGAGGAAAAAAGGCGUAGUAGGAAAUGGUGGGGAAAGAUAAGCUCAAGAGCAUCCUAG
Prunus armeniaca (apricot) is the source of this 3435-nucleotide messenger RNA. The record is from the annotation of a GenBank genome assembly. Lineage: Eukaryota; Viridiplantae; Streptophyta; Magnoliopsida; Rosales; Rosaceae.